Insectozyma verbasci is the source of this 2649-nucleotide messenger RNA. NCBI's taxonomy places the organism in Eukaryota, Fungi, Ascomycota, Pichiomycetes, Serinales, Debaryomycetaceae. The record is from the annotation of a GenBank genome assembly.
AUGAAAGACAAAACAACAAACUUCAAAUUGAUCAAUACAUCUACAGGUGUCAGAGUUUCUCAAGCUUGUGAUAGAUGUAGAAUUAAGAAAAUAAAAUGCGAUGGUUUAAGUCCCUGUUUCAAUUGUAAGAAAGUUGAUAUUGAAUGUAAAACAAGUGAUAAAUUAACACGAAGGGCAUUUCCAAAAGGUUAUACUGAGAAUUUAGAAAAGAGAGUUAAAGAAUUGGAAGAAGAAGUAAAAGAUCUUAGAGGUGCUGCUAUACCUACAACUACAACUACUAAUGAUAAAGUGAUACUUCAAUCAUCAAAUCAAUCUAUACAAAUUAAUAAUCCCAUAGAUCAAAUUUUUAAUUUAAAUGAUAAAGGUGUUAUAAUAGGGAAUGAUAAUUUAAACUUUGAAAGUCAAUUUAAUCAUUUAUUAAUUAAUUUAAACUUGCCAUUUUUGAAAAUUACCAAUAGUCAUAAUUAUUUAUUAAAUGAUCCUGAUAGUUAUUUAUAUCAACAAUCAAAUAAUAAAGAUAUACAAAUUUACAAUCCAUUAACAGGGAAUGAAAAUAAUGUCUUACCAACAGAUGUAUAUGAUUUAUUUAUAAAAUUGAUUAAUAAUUUUAAAAAAAUAUUCAAAACUAAACAAGCAUUGGAUUAUCAAGUGGUUCAAUUUUUCCUAAAUUAUAAUGUAUUUAUACCAAUUUUCGAUUAUAAACAAUUUAUGGAAUCUUAUGAUGCAUUCCAUACAAUGUAUCCAUUUAUAUUUACUUAUGAUGAUUCAACAAUAAAUGGGUUCAACCUUUCAAACACAAAUGAUUAUGGUAUUGUAAAUACAUAUUUAAUGACAAUUAUUCAAAUUUAUACAAUGAUUAUGAUGAAUAACCCGUCUAUCAAUUUAAACUUGUUAUUAAAUCAUCGAGAUCCACAUUAUUCAAGUAUUAAGUCAAUAAUAAAGUCUAUUUAUGACUUUCUACCUUAUUUCAAUGGAUUUCAUGUUUCAAUUAGUCAAUUACAAACAUAUUUAUUAUUUUUAUAUUACUCAUUGUUAACUAAUAAUAAAGAAAAAUCAUUAGUGUUAUCAUCAUUAGUCAAUGCCUUUAUUGGGAUUCUAGGGAUAAAUUUGAAUUCAAAAAAUUUAUUCUUUAAUGAUUUAUCUUUGAAUCAACAACAACGGAGAAAUAGAGUAAAGAUUUUUUGGAAUUUUAAAGUGUUACUUAAAUGUUUUAAUUUAAAAUUUGGAUUCAAACCAAGUUUAAAUACUACAGUUAUUAAUCCAGUUACAAUUGAUAAAUAUUUCCAAUUAACACCUGAAAAAUUAAGUUCAUUACUAGAUGGUUCAGAUGAUUUAUUCAAUACCUUACUUAAACCUAGUAUUGAAUUUUUAAAUUUAAUGAAUAUAAUUAUUCCAUCUUCAUUUUCACCAAAUUAUUAUCAAUAUUUAAAACAGGAUAAAAAAAAAAAGGAAAAAGAAACUCAUAAUCAUCACCGACUAGAUUGGAUUUUAAAUGAAGAUGAUGGUGAUGGUAACGAUGGGAAUUUAAAUUAUAAUUUUAAUCAAUUUUUAACCAUUGAUAAAAAUUUAUCAGAUUGGAGAUUAUCUUUAAGGGAAAAGAAAAUAUUACUCAAACCAAUUGAAUCAAUGGGAUUACCAAAUUUUGGAGAAACUGAAAAUAAUUUAUAUCAUGAUGUUUCUGAAGGUUUAUCGCAACAAGGUUAUAUGCAUUUUUAUCAAUUUGGUAUACCUGACGUUUAUACAGCUUCUCAAUUGAUUAAAAUACAAUUAAAUUUUCAUUAUAUUUUAAUUAGAUCAAUGAAUUAUCUUAAUUUUAUUGUCGAUAAGGAAUUGAAUUUUAAUUAUUAUAAACAAAUUUGUCAAAUUUCACAAGAAGUAUUACAAUAUUUUCUCAUGUUUUUUGAUCAUGUUAGUAAAGCAAAAGAAAAGGAAAAUUCACCAAUAAUCUCAUCAAAUUCAGUAGUCAUGGAAAGUUUAGGUUUAGAUGUUGAUGAAGAUGGAUUUGUAAUUAAUGAUUUUUCAGUUAAAAGAAGAAAACGAACAGGUAGAACAAGUCCAUUCAGAAAAACAACUAAAGAAAUCCCAAUGUCACCUUUUAAUGCAAUGUUGAAUGGAUUAUCAUUAACUGUAAUUAAUUUGAAAAAAUCAAUUGUUUUACAAAUGUUAUAUUUAUUAAUUUGUCAAAUGAAAUUUGUUAAAAGAAAUGAUUUAUUAGGUGGUAUAAAUGAUUCAAUUGAAUUAAUACUACGAUCUGUUGAUUUAUUUGUCAAGGUUUUUAUAAAUUAUACUCCCGGUACAAAAUUAAAAGAAGAUAAAUUAUAUGAAAAAUUAAUAAAUGAUGAAUUAAGAGAUGAUAUACUUAAGUAUCAAGAAAAUUCUGAUGUUGAUGAUGAAGAAGAGGACUUUUCUUACUAUAAAAAUAUUGAUUGGGAUGAUGAGGACAUGGAUGAAGAUUUAAAAUAUUUAAAAAUUUUAAAAUUUAUCAAAUAUAAAUGUCAAAAGAUUCUACAACAAACGAUAAACAAAACUUCAGUGUUGACUUAUAAUCAGCCAAAAUUAAAUUAUUAUGAAGAAGAUAAAAGUGCAGCUCAUGAUUUAUUAAAUUUAAGAAGGCAUAGUUCACAAGGUGGAAUAAAGAAUAGUUUUUAA